AUGCUUUGUAGUACUGCACUUAGACGUAUUCCCAUUGAAGUUGAUAGGAGAGUGAUUUUAAAUCGUGGGAAGGUAAUUUUGAUUUCAAAAUUUCAUUCUGAGUCAGGCAGUGAACCAGGUUAUUUACAUGAUUCAUUAUGGCCAAACAAUAAUAACCCAACACCUUAUGAAAUCUUUAAUUUGAAAGGUACAGACGUGGAUAACAAGAGUUUGAAAAAAAUUUAUCAUAAAUAUGUUAAGCUUUAUCAUCCUGAUAUGUCAUGUAAUAAACAUAUCUUAAGAAAUGUGUCAGGCAAAGAGAGUAGAUUAUUAAGUAUAGAAGAAAAAUUGGAAAGAUUUAAACUUAUAUCUCAUGCUUAUGAAAUAUUGAAAGAUAAGGAUAAAAAAUUUUUAUAUGAUUGUAAUAAAUCAGGAUGGGUUAACAAUGGCUGUGUACGUCACAAUUAUCCAAAUGCAUAUUCUACAAAACAUUAUGGUAAUGGUUAUGGCUAUCAAUCUGAUUACACAUACGCCUAUUGGAGUGCAGGAACCUGGGAUGAUGUUCAAGAAUUAAAUAGAGAGAAAGAAUCUUUUAAUAUAUGGCAACUAUGCAUUUUUGUUUGUUCAUUGUACGCAUGUGUUAAAGGCGUGGCGUUACUAUCAGAAUUAGAAGAUGCAAUUAAUAUGAAAUCCCCUUCACAAGAAGAUUCAGAAAGAGAUUUGAUACUAUCUUAUACAAACUAUGGACUCGAUACAGAUAAAAUGUCUCGUUUGAAAAGGUUUUUAUGGUUUAGAACUUUCUCAAUGUUUAGAACGAAAGAAGAUUUGGAUAGAGAAGUUGCAAAAAACAAUAAGCUUCUGGCAGAAUUAGAAAAACCAAAGAAACAAAAAUAA
This is a messenger RNA of Vanderwaltozyma polyspora DSM 70294, 873 nucleotides long. It is a transcript of the gene JID1, whose product is annotated as Jid1p. The record is from RefSeq and is a predicted model, not a curated record. The coding region runs from base 1 to 873 and encodes 290 amino acids. The transcript has a single exon. NCBI's taxonomy places the organism in Eukaryota, Fungi, Ascomycota, Saccharomycetes, Saccharomycetales, Saccharomycetaceae.